UGUCAAAUGAGAGCAGAGUUAAUUUAGAGUACUUGAGCUGUUUACAAGCAACAGGCUUCAGAAAACUAGUUAGCCUGGUGUCGUAUUAACUCAAUGUAAGUCGGCCUGUCCACACUGGAGUAUAAUGGUAAGAGAAAACACAGUAAGCUAACAGUGCUAGCUUGUUCAGGAGUCAACAGUUGGCUCGUCGCCGCCUUGCUAGCAAACGAAGCUAAAAUGGUUCGUUAGCUCAACGAACCACAGUAAUGUCAAGUAACAACCUGCCACCGGUGCGGCAUUUGCCACAAUGGACCCGAGUUGGACGCCUCGAGAAGUCCUGCUCUCCCCGGCGUUUACCCACCAACCAACGGCAGCCGCUGCCUGUCGCCCCGGCGCCACCACCGGAGAGAGGAGGAGUGUGGAGACCCGCAGCAGCAGCAGCAGCAACAGCAACAGCAACAGCAGAGGUGUCCUGUCACAGCGACAUGGACCCCCGCGUCGCUUCACUGCACAGAAACAUCCAGUUCCUCCAAGAACAACACAGGGAGACCCUGGAGAAGCUCCAUGCAGAGAUAGAGUAUCUCAGACGGGAGAAUAAAGAGUUGCAGUAUAAGCUGAUAAUGGAGCCUCCCAAGUCAAGCAGAAAAGGAAUGACACACAGUCGACGAGGCGUUAGACCACCCACUCAGGGAAGUGAAGCCCAUACAGGACUCUACCUGGAGGAGCCACUACAGGACACGCGGCCCUCGCAGGACCAAGCACUAAGCUUUGGACAAACCAGCGAAAUUCUGGGAUCUGCCAGGCAGAACCGUGACCCAGAGAUGAAGGGGGGCCUCAUCACCUCAUUACAGCCUCUACGGAUUCACAGCAAUCCCUCCCAUCCACCACGCGCUCCCACACUACAGGAAUGUGAGGUCAUCAUCCGGCAGCUCUACAAUGCUAACAGCUUACAGUCUCAGGAAAUUAUACGAGUGAAGGCAUUGCUGAGAGAUAUUGUUCUGAGCAAGAAAAUCACCCCAGAAAACUACAUCCUGACCAAGGCCUACCUUGUCGAUGGGACCCGCAAAUCUACAGAGGAAAAGAAAUUUCCAAAACUUGGUCUUCAGACAUUUCCAGAAAAAACGUCCGGACCCUCUCAGUCUGGGAUCGUCCUUCCAGCCCUCAAACAGAGCCUCAGCUCCACCAUUGCAGAGAGACAGAGGAGGACCCGCGCUGUGCAGAGAGACCGCUUCAAGAGGACGGUGCAGUGACACAUUCAAAACCGCCACAGCGGCAGCUACAUCCAUCUCAGGAUUGGGGCUUGUCAUGUCAAGAACUGAGCGCACAGUAAUGGAUAUACAUAUGAAGUAUGCAUAUCCGAUGAUUUGAGGUGAUGGCUUCAGAAUUGUGCUCAUGGAGUACAGAUAAAAUUAAAAGAUUAUGAAAGGUCUGCAGACUUAAAGGUUUUAAUUUUGCGCACAAAAUCAAAAGGAAAGAAUGCCUAAAAUCGAACUUUGUACUGGGGAUGGUAAAUGUAUUUAUUUUUUACCAAACAAUACAUUUUAGGGCAUUUUAAGUGUUAUUUUCACCAAACUGAGUAAGAUUCUUGUUUAGUUUUCACUGCACAUUUGUUGUAAUUCUGCCAAAAUGAUGGCACAAUUGUUAUAUUUCAUUUAACUAUAACAAAUUACCUGUCACUUAUAAAGCAGCUAAGUAUUCAAAACUUAUCAGUGCAAACAACCAAAGUUAAGCCUCUAAAUGCACAUGCAAUUGAUGAUAGAAGAAACUACCAGCCGUAUUUCUCAGGCACUUUUUGUAUUGGUUUGUAUUGACACUGUACAGAGUAACUGGUCAGUGUGUCACCAGCUGUGCACCUACAGAACAACUGAGCACAACACAAAACUAUUAAAUCCUCUGAACGCAAAAUAGUGCUAUUCUGUUUUUCCUCCCAGAGUGAUACCUCCUCCUGUUCUUUCCACAGAAUAUGAUCAGUUUUGGCAGUCGUGUAAACAUACCCACAGCUGUGUGAACGUCAACCAAUCCAAAAUCACCCUGCCAAAUUUCACAACACGCAUCAAAACCUAGCUUGUAGUUGUGCAACAUAGUAGGGCAGGUUAAGAACUGCAUGCAGACAGGCGGGGCAGACCAUUCCUGGCACAAACCUGGCUAGCAUACUCUAAAACCAACUGUAAAGAAGAAACUCAUUAUUGGAUGUUUAUACAGAGAUCUGAUGUGUAAAUCUUGGCAUAUGUCGUAAUACUCACGCUCAUUUACCAGAGGCAAAUACAACUAGAGAUCACUCCAGCUGUGAUACAGUGAUUUGUGGCUUAAAGUAGAUACAGGGCAGGGGUUAAUGGUCUCUUCCCUACUUCCUACCACCCUAUUUCCAGCCCCCUUGUCAGACCACACCCAUUUUCAAACUAAAUCCCUCAUGUUGAUCUCAACUACAUACCUGUAAAGUGUCAUGGUGCCGUCUUUAUCACACUGACAAAAUUGUGUCCACAGACAACUGGCAUAGUACUCCAAACAGCUUCAUGAUGACACACUCUCCCAGACUCACAAGGUGAAAACAAUACCAGCCCUUGCGACAUUGUCACGGCCACUAACGACUGAGCUGGAAGUUAUUAAAUUCACUUCUCGUAAAUCAUAUCUCAAACGGCGACUGGCGAUGCCAGCUCUCCUAUAUUCAUCUAUGCCCUCUGUAGUCUGGAAUCACAUCUACACUCUGUCAGCAACAUCUCACACAGUAACUCUGACUUUACCAUCAAUCUCAACAACAAGGGGAUGGCUGACCCAGCAGGCUGAAAAUGACCACUCAGCAACUCAGUUCAGAGCUCUAACCUUCACAUAUUCGACAAAUACACAUGAUUAGGCCUCCACAAGGUGCCUCCUGAGCUUGACUGUGUAGUUUUGCCUACAUUUUUAUUGGCGUUCUUCAAUUAAGGUGCUUUUUAAAGCUUUUAGUAGGAAACAAAAUGUUAAAAAGGUAACUUUGCCUGUUAAUUUCCCUUCUGAAAUGUACAAGUUACAUCUAGGGAAAGGAUAACAUACUGGUCUUUGCCAGUAUUGUCAUGUUUGAGUAGCUGCAUUUAUAAAGCAUAACGUACAACUAGUUCUUUACCAUUAACAUCUAGUAUUGAAACCAAGAAAAUGGUUUGCAUGCAUAUAAAUUCUUCAUUGCAAUUCCUGCCCAUAAGGCACAUUCUUAAUACAGUAAUAAUAGCCAGGGGGUAAUGGUUAGAAAAGCAAUCCUGUGCCUGAGGGUCACUGAUUUGCUCCUAGACAUUUCUGUAACAUCAGAGGAGUGAGCAAGAUGCCGGUGUGUCCCUUGGCAGGAAUUGUCAUGGUGCACUCAAGGCUACAGUUGUGCUUGACAGCUGUGCCUGUCAAUUUUUGCAAGAGUUCGUCUCCCUGAUAGAGUCUCAACAGUCUAAAAUGAAAAAGAGGAUAAAACUUUACCGAUAUGUUUUAACAAAAGACAGACGUGUCUUCAUGCACCCACUAGAUGGUGCUAUUUCUCAAGAAACUUCAGUGAGCAUCCAUUCAGUCGAAGCCUAUACAUGUUUGACAGCAGGUUAGAGGCAAGUAUGUCAUAACUUACCUCAGCCUCAAUUUCAAAAUCUCACAGAAAUGCUGUCUACAUUUUAUUUCAUGUUUUGCAUGGACGUGUAUUUGGCAUUGUGACAAAAAUACAGUUCCUUACAUGUACCACCUCUGAAUGAAUGGCUGUCAUGACCUUGCAUCACAAAAUCAGAAUAUAUAUCUAAAAGAAAGGUUUAAACCAAUAUUAUGGUUGAAUUAAAAGUGUUUCCAAAAAUGCACACACUUAGAUAAUAUGUGUCCCUAUAUAUCUGCAUUUUUGCAUAUAUUUUGGAGGAGUAAGAAGCCCUGUUUGUUUUUGUCUUUCCAAUUUGUUGCAUCACUGCGUCUUUGUGGAAAUGUGGGAAUUGGCAGGCAUUAGCCAUUAAGACCCAGUGGGUGCGAAUCUAUUAACAUUCAGACAGCGCUGCAGUGAUGAGAGCUGCUCCGUGCCAGCUGCAGCCUCAUGAGCCAUGGUCACUGAAACCUCAAUAACCAGAGGAACAGAGCCACAUCUUUAUAUAUUUUACUUUCAUCAAUGAGCAGAAGUCGUCCCCGCCACAUUGGUCGGCUUGUCGCGCUCGGGCAGUGUGUUCUAACACUUUCCGUUGGUGUGUAUCGCUCUUUAUUAAGGCCUCCUUUUGAGGCAUUGCCCCCUGCAUUCAAAUUCAUUCUCUCCCUUUCAGCAUAUUGUGUUGUGGGCUGAGUAGGUUGGGGAGCUCCGAAUCGAUGUGUCACAGUUCUGUGCCAGAUAAUACUUAUUAUGAGAUUGCACGGAGGGGAAGUUGGAGAACAACAGGAAAUUAAAAAAGGGAAAUGUAAAAAACUUUUUACUGGUGGCGUGAAAUAGCUGUUGACUGAGCAAAUAUACUGUACCUUAAACACACGAGCACCUCGAGCACUGUGAAGCCAUGCUGAGCUACAGACAUACAAUACAACAUGCUACAAAUAAAUACAUUAUAAAUACAGCAGAUUCAGAUUUGAGCAUAUUUAACAGUACAGCCUGUGUCCUCAGAAAACCUGUCUGAGAUGACUGAGUUGUCAGAUGUGAUUGGGUGUUAAACUUGUCAUCAUUUAGAAGAAUUAAAUCUGCAGUCACUCAUUCAUCAUCAUACAGUAAUAAUAGUGAGAUUAAACUGUUUAUUCUGCCCAGCAAACACUCCUGAGGACAGGUAGUCUUAGAGAUCUUGGUUGUAUGACAUCUCAUAUGGCCUUUAUAAUGAGAUAUCUAGUUAUAUGAUGAUGGGAAAGUAAAAGUAAAUUUAUUUGUACAUAAAAAGAGUUUUGGCAUACUCAUACAUGUGUCCAUUUUGUUACUUUAUACACCUACUGCGCUACAUUAUAAAUGCAAAUAUUGUACUUCAAAUCCACUACAGUCACUACUUAUGUUGCAGAUCAAGAUUAUUCAUUGAAUAUAUAUGAUUA
Molecule: messenger RNA, 4962 nt
Organism: Epinephelus fuscoguttatus (brown-marbled grouper)
Lineage: Eukaryota; Metazoa; Chordata; Actinopteri; Perciformes; Serranidae
Gene: ccdc74a
Exons: 7
Coding region: 246-1229 (327 amino acids)
Source: RefSeq, a predicted model, not a curated record